This is a messenger RNA of Bactrocera latifrons, 4041 nucleotides long. RefSeq names its product mothers against decapentaplegic homolog 4 (gene Med). Gene Ontology annotation, molecular function: DNA-binding transcription factor activity, RNA polymerase II-specific; I-SMAD binding; RNA polymerase II cis-regulatory region sequence-specific DNA binding. The record is from RefSeq and is a predicted model, not a curated record. Bases 969 to 3269 code for a protein of 766 amino acids. The transcript is spliced from 10 exons. NCBI's taxonomy places the organism in Eukaryota, Metazoa, Arthropoda, Insecta, Diptera, Tephritidae. Gene Ontology annotation, cellular component: heteromeric SMAD protein complex. Gene Ontology annotation, biological process: cell differentiation; BMP signaling pathway; anatomical structure morphogenesis.
UUUAUUUUCUUCGUAGAAAAAAGCAAGGGAAAUUUUUGUGGCAGUCUGAUAAAAAUAAUAAUUUAAGUGCAAAUACGCUAAUAACUUAUUUGAAAUUUGUAUAAACAUAUUUUUAACAAUACCGUGCAGUUAUACGCGUUUCAUUUUUGUACGGAAGCAUCCGUAAUGCUUGUAAAAAGAGAAAGAUGUUUCACGAAAAUUGUAUCUAAUUAGUGUAGUUUUAUGUGGAUUCGUUCAUGCAGAUGGUGGAGAGCGCCGAGUGACGAACUGUGACACAGUCGACAAUGGACAAAGAAAAUUGUUUGGAAUUAUGAGAAUGUAAAGAAACAGCAAAAAUAAAUUAAAAAUACAAACUUGCGAAUUCGAAUUUAAGCCGCAAGGCGGGCGUUGUUUGCAUUUGACCACAAGCUGCGCUACGAUCAAUUGUGCAYAAAAAUAGAUUUGCAGCAUAUACAUGAGUGUGAAGAAAAAGUGAACUAAAACAGAAAAGAAAAAUAAGUAAGGAAAUUUUCGCUAUGAUUUUCGCAGGACAAGACUGUAAGAAAAGAAAUUGUCGUAGUAAAAUAUACUAAUAAACAUAAUAAAAGUCAUCGGUGGGGUCUCUUAAAAUUAAAUAUAGCAAAGAGAUCAACCUUAUAAUAUUGUAUUCAAUUAUUCAUUUAUUUUUGAUUUUAAUCGAAUAGAGCGACAACUUGAAAUACUUUCAGUGUUUUCAUAAGACUGAAUUGUAUAUUAAUAAAUCAAUUCCUUCAAGUGCAACUGUAGACUAAUUCGCGACRCUUAAACUAAUUAUUUUAAUUUGAUAUACAUAUUUUCCCGUCUGGAUUUGUUGGCGGCUAAUUGUCCGCCUAAAAAGAGCAGUCAAUUUGUGGUCGUCAUCUGGAUUUAGCUUUUGUGACGGCGAUAGCCCGAACACCGGCAAAGUGGAUGCCCGGGGCGGUUUGGGUGUUCCCCAGGACUACGCAGGUAUGGUGGGCUUAGCCGGCGGGGGUGGUGCAGGCGGUCCUGGGGGUCACCUAUAUGGGCCAGUGCCGUCACAAGAAUCAUUAAUAGUGCGCGACAUGGUACAGAUGCCACCACCUCCGUCAAAUGCUCCCACAUCUGCAGAUGCAUGUCUUAGCAUUGUUCAUUCAUUAAUGUGCCAUCGACAAGGUGGGGAAAGUGAGGGGUUUGCAAAACGGGCUAUAGAAUCACUGGUAAAGAAGUUAAAAGAAAAGCGUGAUGAAUUGGAUUCGCUGAUAACAGCUAUCACCACAAAUGGUGCACAUCCAAGCAAAUGCGUGACUAUACAACGAACGCUGGAUGGUAGAUUGCAGGUUGCAGGGAGAAAAGGCUUUCCGCAUGUUAUAUAUGCCCGUAUUUGGCGAUGGCCAGAUCUUCAUAAAAAUGAACUAAAGCACGUCAAAUACUGUGCAUAUGCUUUUGAUCUCAAAUGUGAUUCAGUGUGCGUGAAUCCAUAUCAUUAUGAGCGAGUUGUGUCACCAGGCAUUGAUUUAUCUGGUCUAAGUCUGCAGUCCGGACCCAGUCGUUUGGUAAAAGAUGAAUACUCGGCUGGCCCAUUAGUGGGAGGUAUGGACAUUGAUGGAAAUGACAUUGGCACAAUACAACACCAUCCAUCGCAGGUGCUUGGACCAGGCUAUGGAUACCCCCAAGGAGGAGUUGCUGAUACAAAUCACACAAUGAAUUCUAUGUUCGUUGCGGGGCGCACAAUACCUAAAAUUGAGCCUGGCGAUGGUAGCGGUAUGCCACGUGGUGCUUGGAUGGUGCCGCCACCGCCACGGUUGGGUCAGCCACAGCCAGUACCACAAACGCAACCACAACCACCGCAACAACAACCACCACAAUCGCAGCAACAACGUGCGGCCCAAGUUUCCCAACACCCGCUUUCUGUUCCGCACGGUAUGCCGUUGUCUGGACCAAUGAACUCCGGUGGACCCGUUAUGGGGCCGCCUCCCCCGCCUCAAUUGCAGAAUCCUCAAGGCAACGGCCCAAAUGGCAAUAUUUUACCUGGAGCGGGCCAUCAUACUCAAGCAAAUUCACCCAGUGAUGCAUUGCAGCAAGCUCAGGGCGCCGGUGGCGGUGCCAAUAAUGGUGUUGGCGUAAACGUUAGUGGCGGUGCUGGAACUGCUGGUCCAAAUCAAGGAGCAUAUUAUGGUCCGCCGACGACAUCCCAGUUGCCCAAUGUCGCAGAAGCCAAAUUUAAUGCUGCAUUGAAUAACCCCGGCCCAGGUGGUGGUGUACAACAGCCACAUUCACCACAUCUGCAACAGAAUGGUUAUGUAACCGGUGGUGGUGCGCCAUCCAAUUAUGUCCAGCAAGUAGGAGGUGCCGGCAAUGUUGGAGCCAAUGGACCACAAUCUGCUACGCAAACCAAUUCUGGUGGUCAAGUAGUAUCUGGUGGAACAGUGGGUGCAGGUGGUACAUGGACUGGAUCCAGCACACUCACCUACACGCAAUCAAUGCAACCUCCUGAUCCACGAACACAUUCAACAGGAUACUGGAAUGCCCCAUUGAGUGGUGAUAUGAGUGCUAAUCAACAACAACAACAACAGCCACGCAUGUUGUCCCGCCAACCAGCGCCAGAAUAUUGGUGUUCCAUCGCUUACUUCGAAUUGGACACACAGGUGGGGGAAACAUUCAAAGUGCCAUCGGCGAAACCAAAUGUCAUUAUCGACGGAUAUGUUGAUCCUUCGGGUGGCAAUCGGUUUUGUCUGGGCGCAUUAAGCAAUGUACAUCGCACUGAACAAUCGGAACGCGCUAGACUGCACAUUGGUAAAGGAGUUCAACUAGAUCUCCGCGGAGAAGGUGACGUAUGGUUGCGCUGUCUAAGUGACAAUUCUGUUUUUGUACAAAGUUACUAUCUCGAUCGUGAAGCUGGUCGAACUCCAGGCGACGCUGUACAUAAAAUAUAUCCGGUUGCCUGUAUUAAAGUUUUUGAUUURCGUCAGUGCCAUCAACAAAUGCAUUCAUUGGCGACAAAUGCACAAGCGGCUGCAGCUGCUCAAGCUGCAGCGGUUGCUGGACUCCCAAACUCGCAAAUGGGCGGUGCGCCGCGAAAUAUUACCGCAGCAGCUGGUAUCGGUGUUGACGAUUUACGUCGUUUGUGUAUUUUACGUUUAAGUUUUGUUAAAGGCUGGGGACCUGAUUAUCCAAGACAAUCAAUAAAGGAGACACCUUGUUGGAUAGAGGUGCAUUUGCAUCGAGCUCUACAACUGCUGGACGAAGUGUUACAUAGAAUGCCAAUCGAUGGUCCACGUGCGAUGGCUUGAACAAGUCCUCAAUCACACAUAUUUACAUAUUUAAAGUAACAUUAAUACCUAUACAGAAAUUAUAACUAAAUAAUUGAAUUCUGCUCAGUUCAUCACAAUAGUAAAGAGAGAAGACAACAACAUACAGGAUCCGGCAAACUUAAGACGUCUGAUUCUUGAUCUUUAUUAGCCUUGCAAAUGAAUAUAAAAUAUAUUAUAUUAUUUAAGCGGAGAUUGUAAGAAUACAUGCAAUUAGUUUUCAUCAAAAUGUUGGUUUAUGCUUUCAAGAAAAAAAUUUGUAAAGUAGCCGUUUUAAAAGCAAAUCGAUUUUAUUUCGUUUAUUGUUCUUUUUAUUAAUUAAAGAAGCAAAAGGUACUAAAAGAAUAAAAUGGCUUUUAAAAUACAUUUAAAUACGUAUUUAUCAAUUUUGACAAACGACAAUUUUAUACUGAAAUUGCUGAGUUAUUAAUUGGAUACAAUACUUUUUUAUGAAUAUCAUUUUAUCACCAUAGUUAAUAUUGACAUUAUUCUGCCUUUAUUGUUUGCUUCAUUGUGAACAUAUUUUGAAUGUUUAAUCUUAUUUUUGGCAUUUGUGAUUAAUCGAAAAAAAAUAAAUUUUAAAUAUUGGUUAAAUUUUUCACACAAAUUGUUUUCAAUACUUUAUCUAUCGAAUAUAGUAUCCUUGUCCAUAUACUAGAUAUAUGUAUGUAACUAGCUAGCCCGUGUUUUCGAAUUAACGAUAGGUUUGCAACCAUUCAAACCCUCCGUUAACAAUUAAAAAACUUAAAUAUAA